GCAUCAACUUUGAGGCUCGAGCAUAUAUGCAAUAGAAGCUCCCGCUCAAUGGAUGCCACACCAGGAAGCAAUUUCAUAUGGCUCUGUCAACCAUUAGUCACGGCUAUGCUCCGGCGGAUACUACCAGCGGCGGUGAUGAUUCACCGAUUUACCAACUUCUCCUCGACCGUUGCCGGAGCUUGGAGACAAGUUACGCCAACCUCCAAGAGCAAUUCCACAUGCUUGAGCAAGAACAUGCAUCAUCUUAUAAUCAUGGAAGUUUACUUCAGAAAGAAGUGAUUCCUUCACGAUCCGGUAUGUCGCCAUUCUCAGGCUGGAGUAAUGUCCCAGAUGCUUUACCCGUGGGUUUUUCGUACAAGAGAGCGUUGGAUCAGUUAGGUCACGCUGUUUACGUGAGCAAAGCUAUCAGUCGAACGAUCAUUUACUGGAAUCGUUCUGCUGAGAAACUGUUUGGCUACGAGGACUAUGAGGCGCUUGGGCAAACAGUCACAGACUUACUUAUUUAUGAUGAGUUUCAAACAUCUUCAGAGAAGAUCUUGGAAAGGGUGAGGUCUGGUCAAAGUUGGGCAGGUCAAUUUCCUUUCAGGAAGAGAUCGGGUGUGACAUUCAUGGCUUUAGUAAACAAGAGUCCAUUAUAUGAAGAUGGUGAGCUUGUUGGUAUUGUUACAGUUGCUAGUGAUGCAACUAUUUUCAAUAAAAUAAAAUCAGAAAACCCAAGAACAUAUGAGGAGGAUCCUACUAAUGGCCAAAAUAGAACAACAAAAGGGUUAAACUUCAAGAAACUUCAAUGGCAUCCACCACAGCAGUUAUCAUCUUUUGUCUCCAAUCUGACCUCGAAAGAUAUCUUGCGAAAAGGUGGAGGGCAAAAUCGUCAUACACGGGAUUCAUCUGUGGACAUGGAUGGGAACAUCCCAGACUUAGAGAAACCUCCAAAAGCACCUCCCACGAAGCGUGGUUUUGGUUUUAGCCUCUUUAAGAAAACCACUGGUGCUGAAAUUGGAGAGGAUGAAUUUUCUGAACCAAAUAACUAUGCAGCAAAAAUGUUUUCAAAGUUGAACAUUCAAAGAACUUCAAACAUACAACAAGAAGGUUCAAAUGAUGGCUCAGAAAGCCAUAAUGCAGUGAACAUGUCAAGUUUUCAACAAAGAUCAACAACUACAGCUCCCUGCAACACAUCUUUUGUUGCAGAAUAUGAAGAAGAUGGAUUUUCUUAUGAGCAAAAUGGAGGUUUUGAGGAGGCAAAACCAGUUCAUCAGUUGAAUAUUUCAUCUUUCAGAAAAGAAUUGGAGGUUGAAAAUGAUCUUAACUUUGUAGAUGAUUGUGAAAUCAGAUGGGAAGAUCUUAUUUUCAAGGAAGAAAUUGGACAUGGAUCAUUUGCAAGGGUAUACCGUGGAAUCUGGAAUGGAUCAGAUGUUGCAGUUAAAGUAUAUUUUGGUAAUCAAUAUAGUGAGAAGGCUUUGCAGGACUACAAUAAAGAGAUUGAUAUAAUGAAGAGACUCCGUCAUCCAAAUGUGUUACUUUUUAUGGGAUCUGUGUGUUCACAAGAUAAACUUGCCAUGGUCACAGAGUUACUACCCAGGGGAAGCCUUUUUAAUGUUCUACACAAUAGUGGUAACUCUUUAGAUAUUAGACGACGUUUAAGGAUGGCUGCUGAUGUCGCAAGAGGUAUGAACUAUUUGCACCAUAGAAAUCCUCCAAUUGUACACAGAGACCUCAAGUCUUCAAAUCUUCUUGUUGACAAGAACUGGUCUGUGAAGGUUGGAGAUUUUGGCUUGUCAAAGUUAAAACAUGCAACCUUUUUAACCGCUAGAUCAGGGAGAGGCACUCCUCAAUGGAUGGCACCCGAAGUUCUUCGAAACGAACCUUCAAACGAAAAAUCCGACGUGUUUAGUUUUGGAAUCAUACUCUGGGAAUUAGUCACACAAUGCAUCCCUUGGAGCAAUAUGAAUCCCCUACAGGUUGUUGGAGUUGUGGGGUUCAUGGACAGGCGGUUGGACUUACCAGAGAAUCUAGACCCAUCUCUCUCCUCUAUUAUCCAAGAUUGUUGGCAAAGCAAUCCGGAGCUUCGUCCAUCUUUUGAGGACAUUAUGCAUAGACUCCCGGGUCUAAUCCAAAAUCUUAACUAAACGAAGAAGGGGAAAUUGGGGAAAGAUCUUCAUCAAUGCGUUGUAAUUUUUUUUUUUCGGGGGUUAAUUUAGGAAUUUCAAGAGAGUUUUUGUCGUUUUUACUUUAUAUAAAUAUGACACACAUGUAACAUUUAUACGUAUAAUAUUACAAUUUUCAAACUGUUCG
Molecule: messenger RNA, 2292 nt
Organism: Lactuca saligna
Lineage: Eukaryota; Viridiplantae; Streptophyta; Magnoliopsida; Asterales; Asteraceae
Source: the annotation of a GenBank genome assembly